CCGCCUCUGAUCCUGCGACGAGCAUUUCUGUCUCCUCACCUUGCUGGGGGAAGCUGGGAGCCUAAACCCGUUUGUCAUUAGGAGCGUCCUGCCUGCCAGCUUCUGUAGGAUAAACCAUAUGUUGUCACAACACUAUUUUUAAUUUAGGGUGUUGGUUACAUCACAUCACUGAAUUGGGCAAUCUCUGUAUGAGGACGAAGGAUGCUGUGACGUCAAAACCAGUCAUCCAGUUUCAAGGAAGCCAAGGGCACAUCGCCAUCCCGAGGCCCGAUCGACCGGCGGAAGUGCGGACCUUCACCUUUUAUCUCUCCAAUAUCGGCAAGGACAGCCCCCAGGGGAGCUUUGACUGCAUCCAGCAGUAUGUGUCCAGCAAUGGCAAUAUCCAUUUGGAUUGCCUGGGAAGCAUACAGGAUAAAAUCACCGUGUGUGCUACUGAUGAUUCCUACCAGAAGGCGAGGCAGAGCAUGGCACAGGCAGAGGAGGAGACUCGCAGCCGGAGCGCCAUAGUCAUUAAACCUGGGGGGAGAUAUGUAGGCAAAAAGGUUCAGGUGCGUAAACCUGCACCAGGAGCUUCCGAUGCUGUUCCCUCCAGGAAGCGCCCAACGCCAGUCAACCUUGCCAGUGCAAUAAAGAGAGGCAAUAGUGCGAUUUCCCAGAGACCCUUCAAAGAUAGGGUUGUGCACUUACUGGCACUAAAGCCUUAUAAGAAACCUGAACUUAUUCUCAGAUUGCAGAAGGAUGGACUUUCUCAGCAGGACAAGGAUUUGCUGGAUAACCUUCUGCAACAGGUGGCAAAUCUGAGUGCCAAGGACAGCACUUUCACACUGAAAGAUUGUGUAUACAAAGAAGUGCAGAAGGACUGGCCUGGCUACUCAGAAGGAGAUCAGCAGUUGUUGAAAAGGAUCCUCGUUAGGAAGCUCUGCCAGCCCCAGAACAGCGGCGGUUUCCAGGGAGAAGCUCCUUCCCUGAGCCCUCCGAAGGACACCCUCAACUCCAGCUCUCCCCCUCAGAAACGACCCUUACCUGUGGAGUUCAUCGACCCCCUGGCCAACAAAAAGCCCAGGAUCUCACAUUUGGCUCACAGAACCCAACCCACUCUCAACGGGAAGCUGAAUUCCUCCAACGGGAAGGACAGCCUGGCCCCCCCUGCCCUGCCCCCGGCUCUGCCCGAGCCGGUGAGCUCCAGCUCCUCCCUCCCGGCCCUGGAGCUGCCCAGGCCCCACGAUCCCCUCUCGGAUGUCAGCAACGACCUGACUCACAACGGCAGAGACUGUGAGAGCACGGAGCCUCCCGAGAGACUGAGUCACCCCCUGCCCACAGACUGUGCCCAGAGCAGCAAACACAACUGCGGCUCCUACGUCAAAUCCAAGAAAAAAUCCAAAAAGCACAAAGACAAGGAGAAGGAGAGGAAGGAGAAGAAGAGCGAGGAGAAGUGCAAAGAGGAGAAGCAGAACUGUGAAGUAAUAAAAAAUGCUGACUUAGUUAGUGUUCCCCAGGAACAGGUCCCAGGUUUAAAUGGAACAUGCAAUAAUUCUAGUGUACCAACAUCAACUUCAGAAAUGCCAGAUUAUUUAUUAAAAUACGCAGCCAUUUCCUCCUCGGAGCAGCGUCAGAGCUACAAAAACGACUUCAACGCGGAGUACAACGAGUACCGGGACUUGCACGCCCGGAUAGAGCGGAUAACCCGACGGUUCACCCAGCUGGACGCCAAGCUGAAGCAACUUCUGCAGGGCUCUGAGGAAUACAAGACCAUCCACGAUCAAAUUUUACAGGAAUAUCGGAAAAUUAAAAAGACAAACCCCAAUUACAGCCAAGAGAAGAACCGCUGCGAAUACCUCCACAACAAACUGGCCCACAUCAAAAAACUGAUAGCAGAGUAUGACCAGCAGCAGUUUUAGCUGCCACUCACCCCUGGACUGGGUAGGGCAAACCAAAAUCCAGUCACCCUGGACGUUACGUUCCCUUUUAUACACCCAAAAUCCCUUUCAGAGACGAGCAUUAAUUCCUCGUGGUUGAAGAACUUGGGGAUGACUUUAAGAUGCCAGAUCUGUCAUGUCCACGUCCAGCACGCUCCUCCCGAGUUUUUAAGCCUCUCUGAAUGUUGGAAUGUAACAAAUGGAUAACAAAAACAAAACAAACAAACAAAAAUUCUGCUUAUUUGAAGCCAGCGUUUGACACUUAAGGGAAAACUUACCUAAAGUGACCGAAGCUCCCAAAGGUUAAGAAUCUGUAGUUUUCAUGGAUUAAAAGUUUGGCAUGAAGUUGUAAUUCCCCAGCUCCACGUGGGUUACAAAUUGUCCUACAAAUGGUGAGGAACUGGAAUUGCUGCUAGGACUGUUUGGAAUGAGAGCUGUCUGCUCCCGGCUCCGCGGAAAUACACCACGUUCCCUGA
Vidua macroura (Pin-tailed whydah) is the source of this 2392-nucleotide messenger RNA. It is a transcript of the gene ELL, whose product is annotated as elongation factor for RNA polymerase II. The transcript has 12 exons. Lineage: Eukaryota; Metazoa; Chordata; Aves; Passeriformes; Viduidae. Gene Ontology annotation, cellular component: transcription elongation factor complex. Gene Ontology annotation, biological process: snRNA transcription by RNA polymerase II; positive regulation of transcription elongation by RNA polymerase II; transcription elongation by RNA polymerase II. Bases 189 to 1898 code for a protein of 569 amino acids. Gene Ontology annotation, molecular function: cis-regulatory region sequence-specific DNA binding. The record is from RefSeq and is a predicted model, not a curated record.